CUCUACCUGCCACAAACCAGCCAUGAAGUUGGCUUUGCACAGGAUAGCAGGCACCACGAUGAGCGCGUUAACAACAGGUGUCCAGUAUCUUGGCUCCAACGACGCCAGCUACGACGGCCCCUCAGUUGACUCAACUCUAGUCAAGAACAGAUUUCCCUUUGAGAAGCCUCACUCUGCUUCGGUUAGUAACUCUAGACUCAUCCUGGGAAAUAAAGAGGUCCUGUACAGCAGCCUCUCUCCCAUUUUCCCCACCAAUGUAUCAGACUUUCUGCUGAGCAAUGGCACAUCUGUGGAGAGUGGAGGGGCGACUCAGUGUAGGGACAACUUUGCGGACAACAUGGAGUGUUUUAUGAUCCUCACUCCAGGUCAGCAGCUCGCCAUCGCCAUCUUGGCACUCACCCUGGGUACAUUCACGGUGCUGGAGAACCUCAUGGUGCUGUGUGUGAUUCUACACUCCCAGACGCUCCGAUCGCGGCCUUCCUACCACUUCAUAGGCAGCCUGGCUGUGGCUGAUCUGAUAGGCAGCAUAAUUUUUGUGUACAGCUUCCUGGAUUUCCAUGUCCUCCACAGGAAGGACAGCCCCAAUGUUUUCCUCUUCAAGUUGGCCGGGGUCAUCGCCUCCUUCACCGCCUCUGUUGGCAGCCUGUUUCUCACUGCGAUCGACCGCUACAUUUCCAUCCACAGGCCCUUGGCGUACAAACGCAUCGUCACAAAGACUAAAGCAGUCAUUGCUUUCAGCGUGAUGUGGACCUUCUCUAUCGCCUUCUCGCUGCUGCCGCUGCUGGGGUGGAAUUGCAAGCGUCUCAACUCUGUCUGCUCAGACAUUUUCCCUCUAAUUGACGAGAAGUACCUGAUGUUCUGGAUUGGGAUGACAAGCAUCUUGGUCCUGUUCAUCAUCUACGCCUACAUGUUCAUUCUCUGGAAGUCCCACCACCAUGCUGUCCGCAUGUUGAGCCGCAGCUCCCAGAGGAGUGUGAUUGUCUACACUGCAGAGGGGACUAAAGUGCAGACAGUGAGGCCCGAGCAGGCCCGGAUGGACCUCCGUCUGGCUAAAACCCUGGUUCUGAUUCUGGUUGCCCUAAUUAUCUGCUGGGGCCCACUUCUGGCCAUUAUGGUUUAUGACCUCUUUGGGAAGGUGAACGACUUCAUCUUGACCGUGUUUGCCUUUUGCAGCAUGCUCUGCCUGCUCAACUCCACUGUGAACCCUGUGAUCUACGCCAUGCGGAGCAAGGACCUGCGCAGGGCCUUCCUCCACAUCUGCCAUAUGUGCCGGGGAGCGACGCAGCCUCUGGACAACAGCGCAGAGAGUGACUGGAACAGCCGGAGUGUGAGAGGAACAGCGGGCAGGGCGGUGAAAGAUGGAGCCGGCUGUGGAAAGACUCGAUUAAAAGUAGCCCAGGUUAUCAUUUCUGGAGUGACAGACACAUCUACUGCACAGCCGGUCUAAGAGACAAGCUGCUCUGGUACAACUGUGAAGUAAAGAUAUUGUAGAAUAGCCCCGACCCUCCUAGUGCACUAUUGCUGUGAAAUGUGCCAAAAAAUGAAUUAGAUACAGAACUGAAAAACAAGUUUUUGUUGCUUUAAAGCUGAAAACUGUAAUAUUUAUAAAUUAAUAUACCCAGCUGAAUGGUGGAGUGUGAUGAGACUCU
Micropterus dolomieu (smallmouth bass) is the source of this 1649-nucleotide messenger RNA. RefSeq names its product cannabinoid receptor type 1B-like. The record is from RefSeq and is a predicted model, not a curated record. The coding region runs from base 23 to 1447 and encodes 474 amino acids. Gene Ontology annotation, cellular component: membrane. Gene Ontology annotation, molecular function: cannabinoid receptor activity. NCBI's taxonomy places the organism in Eukaryota, Metazoa, Chordata, Actinopteri, Centrarchiformes, Centrarchidae. The transcript has a single exon. Gene Ontology annotation, biological process: G protein-coupled receptor signaling pathway.